AUGACCAUCCAAAUGGGAGAGCCGGAGAACAAAACACCCACCUCUUCUUACUCAUUCUUCUUCUUUAUAUGCUGCGUUUUCCUUCCAAGUUUUACUUUCUCAGCCUCCAUUUCCACCCACUCAAUCAGCCCCGAUUUCACAGCCUCCAACUUCCAAUUCAUCGACACCAGUGGCGCUUUCUUACGCUCUCAAAAUGGUACUUUCAAAGCCACAAUUGAUGCCAUGCCACCCUCCUCAAAAUAUUAUUUCUCUAUCGUCCACAGUGCCACCAACAUCAUAAUCUGGUCAGCGAACCGCAACAGACCCAUGUCAAGCUCUGACCAGUUGUCACUAACUGUCAAUGGCCUCACAGUCACAACUCAAACUGGUCAAUCACUCUGGUCAACCCCUCAAUUCAAUUGUGAUAUUUCUGCUAUGCAGCUUUCAGAGACAGGAAAUCUCGUUUUAGUUGAUGCAGGAAACAAUACGUUGUGGGAGAGUUUUGAUCAUCCGACGGACACUAUUGUCAUGGGACGGAGAAUUCCUAUUGGAAAAUCAUUGCAAAGCGCUGUGUCAUACGAUGACAUGUCGGUAGGUGAUUAUCGACUUGAAGUUACUGACAGGGAUAUGGUGCUGCAAUGGAAUAAGAUGAAUUAUUGGAAAUUGUCCAUGGAUCCAGAGGCUGUCAGGAACUCUAACAAGGCCGUAUCGUUGAUGGUGAUGAAUGGUACAGGUUUGUAUUUGCUAGCAAGUGAUAAUUCCACGGUUGUUCAAGUAGCUUUGAAUGGUUCAUCAAGUUUUAGGAGAGAUAAGUUGGGUGCCUAUGGCAGAUUUAGCAUCGUCAGACCUCGGAGCAGCGAUAAAUGGGAGUCAGAAGUUGCAGGACCAUUUGAGGAUUGUGAUCUUCCUCUCUAUUGCAAUUUUGGAUUGUGCAGAAGAAACCCUCUGGAUGGAAUUUGUUCUUGUUUACCAGAAUUCAGUUAUCAAACCAAUGGUGAUUGCAUGCCAGUGAAUGGUUUGCUUUCUCUGCCUUCAGCUUGUACUGCAGCUAGAAAUGACAGUCAAUUGAAUUCCUCUGUUUCCUAUCUAAAAUUCGGCCCUGGUAUGGACUAUUUUGCUAAUAAUUUCAGGGAACCCGAUAAAAAUAAUGUAACGUUGUCGGUUUGCCAAGAUUUAUGCUCUCAAAGUUGUUCUUGUUUGGGCUUUUCCAUUGAAACUCUGCUGGUUCUUGUUAUCUUCUUGAAAAUCAUUUAG
Messenger RNA from Quercus lobata, 1233 nucleotides. Its product is annotated as G-type lectin S-receptor-like serine/threonine-protein kinase At5g35370. The record is from RefSeq and is a predicted model, not a curated record. The transcript has a single exon. The coding region runs from base 1 to 1233 and encodes 410 amino acids. Lineage: Eukaryota; Viridiplantae; Streptophyta; Magnoliopsida; Fagales; Fagaceae.